Molecule: messenger RNA, 540 nt
Organism: Caenorhabditis briggsae
Lineage: Eukaryota; Metazoa; Nematoda; Chromadorea; Rhabditida; Rhabditidae
Gene: Cbr-hpo-26
Product: Protein CBR-HPO-26
Exons: 3
Coding region: 1-540 (179 amino acids)
Source: RefSeq, a predicted model, not a curated record
AUGAGAGUUGCCAUUCUCCUAAUUAUUUUUCCACUUGUCUCUACUAAUGUUAGGUCAACGAGCAUAAGCGAAGAGAGCACUGAAGUUGCGAUUUCACGACCAAAACGACAGAUUUAUUACUUGUGCGGAAACUUCCCAAAUCAGUAUCUCAGUUUAACUCCAUGUAACAACAAUGGCUGUAGCACCUGCAACAACUGCAACACAGCCACCUGCAGCACUUCCAGCUACUGCCAGCAGAUUCGCAGUAACUGGAGAUGUGUCAAUGGAUGCUGCAGAGUUCCGAACUACGAGCCGACUCUUCCACCAACCACCACUAGAAAUCCAGUGAACCCGAACCCAGUUUGUGGUGGACGUGAAACUUCUGGAGGAUACUGUAGAUCUGGAAACCUUUGUGGAUCUGGAUACAUGUGUACAGAUAACAAUGUCUGCUGUAGGUGCUCUUAUGGAACUUCUAUUGGUCCAUGUGUGAAUGGCCAAUGCCCGGACAACACCUACUGUUCACCAACAAACAACUGCUGUCCAUAUCUUACAUCGGGAUAA